Molecule: messenger RNA, 5678 nt
Organism: Etheostoma cragini (Arkansas darter)
Lineage: Eukaryota; Metazoa; Chordata; Actinopteri; Perciformes; Percidae
Product: guanine nucleotide-binding protein subunit beta-4
Exons: 11
Coding region: 362-1384 (340 amino acids)
Biological process (GO): G protein-coupled receptor signaling pathway
Cellular component (GO): heterotrimeric G-protein complex; cytoplasm
Molecular function (GO): signaling receptor complex adaptor activity; protein binding
Source: RefSeq, a predicted model, not a curated record
CUGUUGCCAUGUUCCCACUUUCAUGGGUGUGGUGAUUAGCUUACUUGGUGAAAAUUUUAGUCUAAUCCGACCAGACUCGCGCUCGCUUUUCCCCCUUUAAACCGAUUAAAUUGUCUCAAAUUAACACGUCUGCCUUUGCGAUUUAUUUCAAAGCUGGGACCAUGGUUGUCGUAUGAAAACGGAUCGGUGUGACUCUGAUUGGAAGACGGACAGAGCCAAAAAAAGCCUGUUUCAGGUGUCAGCUGGUAAAGCGUGUGUGUGUGAGUGUCUGGGUGUGUGAGUGUGUGUGUGAGUGUGUGUGUUAGUGCGCGUGUGUCAGUAUUUGGAGAGGAGUGUGCCCUGAACGCAUCACACGGAGACAAUGAGCGAGCUGGAACAGUUGCGGCAGGAAGCCGAGCAGCUACGCAAUCAGAUCCGGGAUGCCAGGAAAGCCUGCAGUGACUCCACUCUGUCACAGAUCACAGCUGGUCUGGACUCAGUGGGCCGGAUACAGAUGCGGACGCGACGCACUCUCAGGGGACACCUGGCCAAGAUCUAUGCAAUGCACUGGGGAAGUGACUCCAGGUUACUGGUCAGUGCCUCACAAGAUGGAAAGCUAAUUAUCUGGGACAGCUACACAACAAAUAAGAUGCAUGCCAUUCCGCUGCGUUCUUCCUGGGUGAUGACGUGCGCCUACGCCCCCUCUGGGAACUAUGUGGCCUGCGGUGGCCUGGACAACAUCUGCUCCAUAUACAGCCUGAAGACCCGUGAGGGAAACGUGCGUGUCACCCGAGAGCUACCCGGGCACACAGGUUACUUGUCCUGCUGUCGUUUCUUGGAUGACAACCAGAUACUGACCAGCUCUGGAGACACCACCUGUGCAUUGUGGGACAUAGAGACUGGCCAGCAGGCCACUGCCUUCACCGGCCAUACAGGAGACGUGAUGAGUUUGUCUCUAAGCCCAGACUACAAGACCUUUGUGUCAGGAGCCUGUGAUGCCACCUCCAAGCUGUGGGACAUACGUGAUGGCAUGUGCAGGCAAUCUUUCACUGGCCACGUGUCCGAUAUCAACGCCGUCACCUUUUUCCCCAACGGGAAUGCCUUUGGCACAGGCUCAGAUGAUGCCACCUGCAGGCUGUUUGACCUGCGGGCCGACCAGGAGCUGAUGAUGUACAGCCAUGACAACAUCAUCUGCGGCAUCACCUCUGUGUCUUUCUCCAAGAGUGGCCGACUGCUCCUGGCCGGCUACGAUGACUUCAACUGUAAUGUCUGGGAUACUCUGAAAGGCGAGCGUGCAGGUGUGCUAGCGGGCCACGACAACAGAGUGAGCUGCUUAGGGGUGACAGAAGACGGCAUGGCCGUGGCCACCGGCUCCUGGGACAGUUUCCUCCGAAUCUGGAACUAAUCUCAAUCUCUGCCCGCCAACUUCCUCCUUCACAACCCCACCCUACAUAUCCCAACUCAUCUUCUGGGCUGGACCUGAGGGGUGCUCACUGUGUCAGUCAAAAUCCUCUCCACUCCUCCCCAGUUCUCCUCUGUGCUGGCGACCUGCCCCCCCGUGAGAAAGUACCAACUCUUUCUAGCUUUUCAGUGACGUUUUUUUUCUUCUUUUUUUUCGACCAGCUAUUACACAGAAACAAAAACAACCUUUCAGUAUAGUUGUCCCAAUCAAAAAUAAGAGAUUAGUAAUGAAAAAUUGAAGGAAAAAAAUAGACAAUUUCGCCCUUAUACCAAUUCUCUUUUUAGAUUAAGAACAUCUGUUACCGUGACUAACAACAAACAAGAUGAGCGUCAGUGUGUAAUAUGUAAAUGUAUAUAUAAAGACAGUAUAUAUGUAUAGCAUUAUGUGUGUAUAUAUGCAUCAUAUAUGCAUAUAUAAUGUGUAUGUAUAUAUUUUUGUAGUUUAUUUCCCACCCUUGAGUUUUUUAUUUUUAGUUGGGGGUUAUAUUUCAACUGUACAUAUUCACAUUACAACAUACAACAUGAUGCCAGAAACACUUAUUGUAUCCUGUAUGAGUACCAGAUGUAGUGGCAGACAAUUUAGUCAUAUCAUAGUUUCACAGAAAAAGUCUUUUAUUCACUCAUCACUCCCUCAUCCAGCAACAAAAGAGGAUUUAGCAAGUAAACAAAACAAUUAGCAGAAAUAAAAUUUGUCCCAGCUAAACUCACUUUCCUCAUUUGUAUGUGUAUUAUAGUUACAAGCAGUAAGCCUCAUGUAUCCUGUUUCUACAAAUUCCUGUGAAUGAUGACAUUUUAAUUUAUUUUUACCAACACAGCCCCUGGCAUUCCUCACCACAGUUUUCAUUUGGAAGGAAACCGCCACAGUGCUAAACGCCAACAAGUUGUGUUUUUUUUUUUAUUUUAGUCUGGAUUCUGCUUCAGCUCCAAAGUAGAAACCAGUGAAUUUUAGGCUUAAGAUAGAUCAUUUUUUUUAACUGGAGACCCUGCCUCUGCCUCUACUCACAUGGACUGUGGUUUCAAAUCAUCGGAUGCUGAAUCCACAUCUGAAGACCACAUCCAUUCCAUGCAAAUCAACAGUUGUGUGAUAUUAGGAUUGAUAACCCAAAAAUAGUCCUAAAGAGAGGUUUUGCAUCCUAAUAUUUUCUGUGGCCUAUAGAAUCUACGCUUUUCUUAAGAGUUGAGACGAGCAUCUCAAGUUACCCCGUACAAAUGACACUGAUGGAAGAAAGGCUUCGCAAAGAGAGACUUGUUCUCCCCAAGCAGAAGCCGUUUUCUACCUAUGAACCUGUAAUGGUGCUGAGACCUGUAUGGACACAUGGUAGAGAGCUCAGUCGUUAUGUGGGAAUAUUUAAAGGACCAUAAAGGACAGCAGUGACUCUGACUGCGGCCUCUGAAGACUAGAGGAAAGAUGCAGAGAGAGAAAAAUGAAAGAUGUCUGUUAGAGAUCGCCAUGUCAUUUACUUUUUUUUCUUCUUUUUUUUUUUUUUUUAAGCAAAGGAUCAACAGAUCUUUUUGUUGUCAAGGUGUGAACUGAGUGACUGCAUGGAAUUAAAAUCAUGUUAGCCACUCCUAAAUAACACCAGUGCCACCACAAGCCUGUAAAUAAAGAAAAAAAGUGUUUUCUUUAAAGGGUUUAACAUUUUUAUUUUCUCACCAAAAACAUGUAUUGAACUGAAUAUUGCUUGUGAAGAAAGUACACUUGGUAGACCGAAAUGUACACUUAGUAGAGAGCUAGACAUGCACUCACAAACUGUAGUACAAAUGUAAACCAUUGAGCACAUGUGACUUAAUUACCCAUAGAAGUGCUAUCUCGGAUUUUGAGUAUUUUCUCAUCAAACAUCUUCCAUUAUUUUGGUUCCAAUAAAGGCUUAAAAAAUUAAAUACACAUAAUGUAUGUGAGCUGGACCUAUCCAUCAGCUGUCUUAGGUGCCUAUCCCUGAAUAUAAACAUUUGACCCACCUGGGCUGGAUAAAGGAGGUUUGUGCUCCUGUGAGAUGUGGCAUUAUUGUCUCCAUUCUGCCUUACGAUACCAUUCCUAACAGACGGUAAUACUAGCAUCAACUACAGUAAUGUUUUCCUCUUACUAUUCCUUUUUAGACACUGAUCAGUAAGAGAGAUUGCUAAUUAUUUUUCUUUUCCCAAUAGAAGCACAUACUGAUACUAGUGAACACUAAAAAGCAUGCUUACAGAAAACCACUGCGACCACAUGCAGCUCCAUACUGCUUCUUUAAACAAGUGUUUUACAUCACUUUUUAUACAGUUCUGCUUUCUACUACCACCAAACCGUUUGUAGUAUUUAUUUAGGUUCAGUCAGCUAUCAAUGAACCCCCUCUUCGGCAGUCUGAUUCUAGUGACCCUUUUUUUUGUUUUUAAGUGUUUUAGCUGCUUCUACCUGGCUUUGCAUUAAUUAAUCCAUAACGAGAGAAUGUUAAAGAUUAGUUAUAGUUUUUAGAUGUGUGUGUGUGGCGGGGGAAGGGAAUGGGGGGGAUUGCUGAUGUAUGUGGAUAACGUAUAGAUUUAAGUGUUACUUCCUCAUUUGUGCCAAUGUUAUCCACAGACCCUGAGCUGUGAACUGAAAUCUAGUCAAUGUGACAAAAAACAAAAACAUGUUUGCUCACUACUCAAGUGCCAGCCUUCUCCAUAUCCAUCAGUUCAAGUCACGUCAGUAUGAUUGCCUAUGAUUUCAUACCCAACCGCCUAUUUCUGAAGAUAUGAGGGUUUUUUGUCCCAAGUUAUUAGAGUAACGUUUCCAUCUCAGUCAGCGGACAUCAGCCGCUCAUGUGUCCCCAGAUAAAGAUGAGAAAUGUAUUUAAAGCGAUAAGUUGAUAUUUUUGGGGAAUGUUUGCUUUCUGGCAGAUAGAUGAGACGAUCCACACCAUUCUCGUAUCUGUCCGUUAAAAAUUAGGCAACAACCAGCAGCCUGUCAGCUUAGCUUAGCACAAAGAAAUGGAACCAGGGAAACAGCUAGCCUAGCUCUGUCUAAAGCACACUAACAAUGUUAUAUCUUAUUUGUUAAACAAAAACCGACGAUUCACCAAACUGUUUUGGCUGGUAGUAGUAACUUUGUUGAAUCUCUGCACAUACCCACCCUGUUGAACUUCAGUUUUUGUAUAUAUUAAAGAAAUGAGAUCUGUGUUAAUUAGUGUUAGAGAUGAUGAUAGGCAGGCUAACCGUUUCUCUCUGGUUUCCAAUCAUUAUGCUAAACUAAGCUAGGCGGCAGCUAGCUAUAGCCUUAUAAGUUAUUUGGUAACAGACAGACAUGAAAGUGGUAUCUUCCCUAACUCUCCUCAAGAAAGUGAAUGAUUAUUCCCCAAAAUGUCAAACUAUUCCAACUAACCCAACCUGUUCUUUCAUGACAUCAUGAGCUGUGAAAAAAUAAAAACACACCAAAGCCCUUAACAGGUGAAAAAGGUGAUUAUGUGUACUACUGACAGUGAUAUUCAGAAGCAGCCAUUUUCUCGCUCUGUGUGUAAUUCAGCAGUAUUAGCAGCUGAACCUGGAAUAGUAACACUUCUACAUGCCUGUGCAGUGACCACAUUAAUCCAAAAGAUGCUUGACUUCAUUUAAUUUCACAGUAUUGUGGUCUCAUCCAGUUUGUUCUCUUAACUAUACAACCAAUAUGGAUCUGUCGAAUCAUCUUUUUAGAUGUUACGAAAUGUCAACAUUUGAUGCAUUUACAGUAUCGCCAGACAUUGUUACCAAAGUACCAAGAUAUCUGACUUCUUUGAAUAAUUGGACUGGUAUGUAAGUUGUUUGAUCAAUGUGAGUUGAUUGGUCAGUCACCCACAGUGGCAACGUCUAACUUCAUAGAGCAGUUGUGAAAAUUUGUUAGGCCGUAUUUAUGCAUUUGCAAAAUCCUCCAAAUUGAAUAUCUGAACAUGAGAAAUUUAAAGUUUCUGAUUCAACGACACCCACCACUUGAACUGAUUGUCACACAAUCACCACCAAAGCACCAUCACAAAAUAAUGCACUGCCCUUUGACUCUACAACCUACUGUUCUGACAUUUUGUUUGGAUUUUAUUUAUUGUUUUAUAUUUUAAGCCAGUAAAGACCAGGGACUUGGUGCCAUGAUAAUUCUCUUACAGUGCUUUUUGUGUGGAAUUAUAAUCACUUGUUAUGGAAUAAUUUUUAUAGUCUUUUUCACACCAGACCUUUUUUUUGUAUUUGUACAGUGGCUUGGUGAUACUGAUAUGUUGCCAUGAGUUAUUGUAACCAAUAAAAAGCUUCUAACCAAGAGU